GAAACCUGCAGGUUAAGAAAACACGAUACGCCUCCUAUAAAGUUGUCAAUUCAUCCGUAGUACUUUAGAAAAUCUCUCAAAUUAAAGUGAGGUAUAGCAUCAUAUUCAGAGGUUUGAUGAAUUUAAAAUUGGUUUUCCGAUCGCGAAAAGAGAAUGACGAUAGGAUGAGAAUCUGUGCAUAGCCUAAGAUAGGCGCACUUAUCAGACGCACGACAGAUAACAGCUGACAGAACCACUGUCAUCUCGUUCCUCCAAACUCCGCAAGAGAUCAAGAAUGAAUGUUUUCAUCAACAGGGAAUAGAUUACUUUUUCAAAAUAUUCCGAAACGCUGAAGUGCGUCUCUGGCCCCGUCCCAUCUCAGCCCGGAUAACUCAGGCUACUUAAUGUAAAGUGGGUACUGUCAUUGGCAGAAGAUGGCAGAAAGAGUGCCUUGGUGGCGGGCGUUCAUGGGGAGCUCCAAGAGGAAGAGUGUUAGUAAGGACAACACCACAACCACACAGACCCUCGACACAGAGUCAACUGCUGCAUCCCAACUCCCAACAGACCAACCACAGCAAAAACAACCUCCAUUACAGCAGACAGCAAAGCCCCAGCCGCCAGUUAGUGAAGGCUCCAGUCUCUUCACUGAGGAGUUUGGUGACGACUCCCAGUUCGAGUCGGUCUUCAACGAACAGACGUGCCGCAGAAACCUUAGGGUGUCCCGUUCCGGACGGUUUAAGGAGAGGAAGAAGGUUCGCUCCAGCCUUCCCACAGAUGACCAGGACCAGGUUGGGACGCCAAGGACAGAGGAUACGAGAUAAUGAAGAGUAACAGCAAAUUAGUGACUCAAGACUUCUUGUUAGGACAUUAGAUUAAGAUGAGGACAAUACGGGUGAGGUUGAGGAAUUGUUGAAGAUAGUGAUGAUGACGAUGAUGAUGAAGACACUGAUUCUGGCACUGAUUAAACUCUAACAUAUUCUUGGGAAAGAGGAAGUUGUACAAAGACACCUGGUUGAAAGAUACAUUGAAGAUUUAAGAAUUUAAGUUUUUACCCUUGAAACCCUCUAAAUGCCCAGUAAGAGCUGUCUGCUCAUAAACCUACUGCAAGAUAAACUACUGCAAGAUAAUCCUACUGCAAGAUAAACCUACUGCAAGAUAAACUAUUGCAAGAUAAACCUACUGCAAGGCCUUCCUGCUACUUGAUCAACACUGGAUUGAUUUGUAUGGGGAAAUUAAUCAUGUUUAAUAUAAUUUUGAAACUCAGAAGGAAGAAGCUGUGGUUCCAACGAACAAACUGAACAUAGCGGCAAUUAGACCAUACUUCUGUUAAUGUCUUGUCUGUUGACAUGAUGUCUGUUGACAUGAUGACAGACUACUGACUGCAGGAUGGCAAGUGUAGUGACAGGUAGGUGGACACCUUGAGGAAAAUACUGAUUUACUUAUGAAAUCCUGAAAAGAUCAGUGAUGAUGCUUCCUCAAAGAAGGAAGGAUGGAUGAAGGAAUUAAGGCAGGAAGGGAUUCUGAUGACUGAAACACCUGCCCUGAGCAUUCACUGCAAUAAAGACGUUUCUUUAUUUACCACUGUGUUUUAAAAACAUACAGACUUAGCAGCUAUUUCAUAUCAAAACAAUAUACAGCUAUGCACAUUCCAGGAAAUGUUAUAUUAUUUAUGAGAUGUUAACAUAAUAUGUGUAAUAUUUUAAAUAUGAAGGAUAUAAUAUUGUUUUCUCAAAUCAAUCCUUUAUGCUAUGAUUUUGGUGUGUUAGAAGGGAACUAUUUUUGAUGGAAUUGAAUGUUUGUGCUUAGCGUUGUUUACAUGUUAUAUAGUCACACACUGUCUAGGAAAUAGAUGACCUUGUGGACCUGAUGUUAGGAAAGUAAACGCUGAUGCCAUGAUAACAUUUUACUGAGUUUAAAUGCAGUUAGAACAAUGUUCCCUACGUAGUGCACUACUUUAGACCAUUGGAAUGAAACCAUGUUCCCUACGUAGUGCACUACUUUAGACCAUUGGAAUGAAACCAUGUUCCCUACAUAGUGCACUACUUUAGACCAUUUGAAAUGA
Messenger RNA from Esox lucius (northern pike), 2041 nucleotides. RefSeq names its product proline-rich protein 15. The record is from RefSeq and is a predicted model, not a curated record. The transcript is spliced from 3 exons. The coding region runs from base 414 to 800 and encodes 128 amino acids. NCBI's taxonomy places the organism in Eukaryota, Metazoa, Chordata, Actinopteri, Esociformes, Esocidae.